AUUGCUGUUUAAAGCUCUCAUGCGACAGUCGGCCUGUCAGUCAGCGGUGUCUUUGGUUGCUGGCCUGCAGCACGGCGUGCAGGAUGGAGGCCCAUUGGUGGAGCUGCGUGUUAGGACUUCUCUGCAUGCCUGCUCGAGUACUCGGCUCCAGCACAGUUUCUCAGCAGCCCCUGUACAUCCCUCUGAUUGGAGUGAAUUCCUCCACUGAGAUCCUGUGCUCCACACCUCUGCUCGGCGCACAGGGGUUCUCUCUGCACGGUCACUUCCGUGGAAACAAGGAGAUUGUCUACCUGCACUUUGACGAUGGAGUAGUCACAAAGAAGACCAUCGCUCCAGAAUAUGAAAGUCGAAUUCAUGUGACUCCAGCCCAGAAGGUCGGACAGGGUCAGGGUUUCCUCCUACAGUUCUCUCUGCUGGGGGUGGAAGAUAUAGAUGUGUACCUCUGCAGCUGGAGCUACUUAAUACCAAGGAGUGGAAUACAACAAACCCUGACUGACAAAGGCACCUUUAUCUUUCUUAGAGAAAAAGAUCCCCAGGAAGAAUGCAAACGGCACAUUUUGGAGCGCUCCUUCAUCAUCUUGAGCGUGAUAGCCCUCAUUCUCUUAUUCGUCUUCAUUGGAGCGCUCAUUGUGAGAUGCAACCGGUUCAGAUCUAAUUUUACGCCCGUCAGGGCUGAAGCAACAGACAGACCGAGACCCCUGCCUGUCCCUCCUCAGCAGACCUCACAUUGCCAUCCUCAUCCCUACCUAAUCACAUCUUUAGACUCUCUGGAGGACGGAAGCAUCCGGUAUGCCUAAGAGGCGAUGCCAAGCCAUGAGAUGAAGAGCAGAGCUCAUGCUGACUUCAAAGUGAAUGUAUCUCUCAGGGAUUUGUUACAGAUUACAGUAUAGCUUUUGAGUCAGCAGCUUGACAUACGUUCUCAACCCAGGAAAGGUGCCGCUCAUUAUGUCUUGCUUUUUGUUUCCUGUCACACUCAAAUGAAUGUUUGGUUUGCAGUAGCGUGAUUGAGAUACCACAUCCUGAUACAGAUAUGUGUAUGAGACCCAUGUUAACAGUUCUAGUGAAAAAAACUGCAGUGCAUGCAUUUUCGCUUUUAUGGUUGAAGUGCUACCUUACGUAGGUGCUGACCUUUUGAGCUCUGCAGCAUGGUGAGUGUCUGAUUUUACAUGAACAUUGAAAGCAAGCUUUUUAAUACCAUUGAAGACCAGUGUUAUAAAGUCACCACUGCAUCCUUAUUCUGGAUGAAGAAUUAGAGUCUGUUUUUUUGCUGCUUAUUUGAUCUCAGCUAGAACUGGACUGAAAAUAUACUUGUGGUCAAAUGUGAUGUAUGUAAAGUUGAUGUAAUGUACAACCCAAUUCAGAAAAAGUUGGGACGCUGUAUACAAUGUAAAUAAAAGCAGA
Cheilinus undulatus (humphead wrasse) is the source of this 1401-nucleotide messenger RNA. RefSeq lists its product as uncharacterized. The coding region runs from base 84 to 797 and encodes 237 amino acids. The record is from RefSeq and is a predicted model, not a curated record. The transcript is spliced from 4 exons. Lineage: Eukaryota; Metazoa; Chordata; Actinopteri; Labriformes; Labridae.